CGCGCUCCGGAGAUCGGCCAUGUUGCCUCUCGCGCUUGUUCCGGUAUCAGGCACGAGCGUUUGAGCAGCUCGGCCGCAGUACGACACCGAUCCCCUCCACCGAAGCCAGUUUCACCACCCAGCCCUGAGCCAGUCAUGGAUUUUACAACCUGAUCGUGGAUGUUUGUCUUUGGACGUGAGUCCCAGCGCAAAGGCCAAGACGUUUCAUUUCAUACAAGAACCAUUUCUGACCACCCUUGAGUGAUAGAAGACGGUUUUGUGGAUCUUGAGGAUUUUUCGGGAUUGAUCAUUUUGGAAACCCAGCUAUCGUCUGUUAAGACCUUCACUAUAAACACUCAAGGUUGUUUUUCUUUACGUCUGUCGUCACUCCAGCGACUUUUGUUUCGUUUGUCUGAAACUGAAUGUGGAGUUUCUUUCACCAUUUGUUGACACUUAUUGUUUUUUGAAGGUCGGUAAAAUUGUAAAUGGUUUUUGGUCGGCCUAACACUUUAUAUCGGUGUGUACGUUACGUGCCACGCAGAGAUACAGAGCAAACUGCUUUCUUUUCGUAAUCUCUACAACCAUUCUCAGGACCUGGAAGUAUCUGAAUUGUUUUAAAAAGUUGAUUGAUUUGCUAGCGAAGCAAAUACAAAUUUACGACAGUUCCACGCUAGCCUUUUUAUGAGGACUUCAAAUCCUUCAAAAAUCCUUUCUGAGGACCUGUUUAUCCUGGACUAAUGCUGGGCUUCAACUUGUUGAUCUCUGUCUUCGUGGCUAGUUCUGGCUAGCUAGCAACGUUGAUAUAUUCUAUCUGAAACACCACGAAUAGCCUCGGAUAACCAGCUUCUAAAUGGUUGUCCACCACUGAAAACGUCUUCUCAUUUUUUUUAUUUUCCCCUUUGGCCGUGUUUUUGAGAAUUCCUGGGCGAAAAUGUCAGCCCGGCCUCAAGGAGUAGGUGUUAUAGAGAAUUCAUCAAGCCAGACCCAUUCCAAUGCCAAAGGUGGAGGGCGUUCUAGCGUGCCACGAUGUCGGAGUUUGGUUCCGACAACAGCUGAAGAGCAGCCCCACAUAGGCAAUUACAGACUGCUGAAGACCAUCGGCAAGGGCAACUUUGCCAAAGUUAAACUGGCCCGACAUGUCCUCACCGGUAAAGAGGUAGCGGUGAAAAUCAUAGACAAGACACAGCUCAACUCUUCUAGUCUUCAAAAACUUUUUAGAGAAGUGAGAAUCAUGAAGCUUCUGAAUCACCCAAACAUCGUGAAAUUAUUUGAGGUGAUCGAGACAGAGAAGACGUUGUAUUUAGUCAUGGAAUACGCCAGCGGAGGUGAGGUGUUCGAUUACCUCGUUGCUCACGGGAGGAUGAAAGAAAAGGAAGCGCGUGCCAAAUUCAGACAGAUUGCGUCAGCUGUGCAGUAUUGCCAUCAGAAGUGCAUUGUACACAGAGAUCUCAAGGCUGAGAAUCUUUUGCUUGACGCUGACAUGAACAUCAAGAUUGCCGACUUUGGCUUCAGUAAUGAGUUUACGGUAGGCAAUAAGUUAGACACGUUCUGCGGGAGCCCGCCGUAUGCCGCCCCUGAACUGUUCCAGGGAAAAAAGUAUGACGGGCCGGAGGUGGAUGUGUGGAGUCUCGGGGUCAUACUCUACACGCUAGUGAGCGGCUCGCUGCCUUUUGAUGGACAGAACUUGAAGGAGUUGCGAGAGCGUGUGUUAAGGGGAAAGUACAGGAUUCCUUUCUACAUGUCCACAGAUUGUGAGAACCUGCUGAAGAAGUUCCUCAUCCUCAACCCCACCAAGAGAGGCAGUUUGGAGCAGCAGAUCAUGAAGGAUCGCUGGAUGAAUGUAGGUUAUGACGAAGAAGAGUUAAAGCCCUACAUUGAACCCCAACCCGACUACAAAGACCCCAGGAGGACAGAUAUAAUGCUUCAGAUGGGUUUCUUUCAAGAGGAAAUACAGGACUCCCUCGUCACCCAAAAAUACAAUGAAGUCAUGGCAACCUACCUGCUUCUUGACUAUAGGAAUUCUGAGCUCGACGAGGGUGUCAUCUUGUCGCUAAAGCCACGCCCAGGAGAUGACGUCACAAACAGUAACGCCCCGUCUCCCCCCCAUAAAGUACAGCGCAGCGUGUCAUCCACUCAGAAGCCGAUCAGAAGAUCGACGGAUCAGGGCUCAUACUCGAAAAGGUCUCAGGGAGAAAACAAGCCUGGAGUUGAGGAUUCUGGGAGGAAAGGUUCAAAUAGCUCCACCAAAGUUCCGAACAGUCCCGUCAUCCCCGGCGAACGCAAAAAGAGCUCCACACCCUCUACUAAUAGUAUCUUGUCCACGGGCACAAGCCGGAGCAGAAACUCACCCAUUUCUGAGAGAGCUACUCUAGGAGUGCAGAAUGGGAAAGACAGCCUGAGCACUCCCGGGUCCCGUGCCUCCACGGCCUCGGCCGGCGCCGUGCUCUCAUCCUCCUCUUCCUCACGCCCCCGCCAUCACAAGUCCCUCUCCACCUCUGCCCAUCCCUGCCCCGCAGACCUGCACACACACCGGCCCAGUGAUCCCCCACAGAGAGCACCUGGUGCCUCCCCCUCAGCCCACAAUAUCAGCAGCGCAGCUGGGACGGACCGUACCAACUUCCCAAGAGGGGUGCCCACCCGCAACACCUUCCAUCUCGGGCAACAGAGGGGUGCACGAGACCAACAGGGUUCUCCGUAUCACGGAGCCCCCGCCUCCCCUUCGCUCUCCCACGGCAACAGCCAACAAAGACGACCAGCCGCUUCCGGCAUUUUCAGCAAGUUCACCUCUAAGUUUGUGCGCAGAAAUCUGUCAUUCAGAUUCCCCGGAAGGAGCCCCUAUGAGGGAGAGGGUCAGGAGGAGGGGAGCAGAUCCAUGCUCAGCAGUGCAGAGAAGUCUGAGAAGACUAGCGUGGGGGCGGAGGAUGACAUCAAGGACACCUCCUCCUCCCCAGGGGGCGGGACUCCUCCGGCCGCGCCCCUUUCCACACUCAAAGAACAAGCAAAGCCUCGCUCGCUCCGUUUCACGUGGAGCAUGAAGACCACCUCUUCCAUGGAGCCCGGGGAGAUGAUGAAGGAGAUUCGGAAGGUGCUGGACGCCAACAGCUGCGAGUACGAGCUGCGGGAGCGCUACAUGCUGCUGUGCAUGGCCGGCAACCCCGCCCGUGACGACUUCGUUCAGUGGGAGAUGGAGGUGUGCAAGCUGCCUCGCCUCUCGCUCAACGGCGUGCGCUUUAAGAGGAUAUCCGGAACGUCCAUCGCAUUCAAGAACAUCGCUUCAAAAAUCGCCAAUGAGCUGAAACUUUGACAUUAGAAAAUAAACGCAGGAAGUGCACAAGUAGCAUUUUAAAAUAAAGUCUCAGAACAAGUGGGAGUGGAGAAAAUUGCCACUACUCAAAAACACGAUGUAUACUGCUGGUGUGAGACAGGUUUUAGGUUGACACAAACAGGAAAAAUAGAGCAUUGGCCCUUCAAUCCUGCAUACUGAGAUUACAAUUUGGAGUACGGUGGGAACAUCUGUAAGUGUUCUCAGAUUAGUGUCCCUGAAAGGAGACGAGUCGUAGGUUUGUUUCUGCUGUUCUUCCCUCAUUUCGGUUUUAAACUCCUCAUACACAUGCACGCACCUGUUGCCAAUUGGGACAGACAGUAUUAAACACCAAAUUUAAAUGGGGGGGCCCAUUAACCCCCCCAGUAUUCACAGGGUGGAGGUGGGCAGUUUAGGACAGGACUGAUGUUUUUGUCCCUCUUCAGACACACACUCCCAGCAUCUCUUAUUCUGUCAACGGGUCACACCAAACCAUAUAACCAUAAGUGAAGGGCCAGCACAGUACCGAGAGGAGUGUAAAUUACGGCAAAAGUGAUUUGAAUUAAUCGGCUGGGUUUAGAUUUGCUGCACUGGAAUAGGUGUAUUUCUGUUGCCUUUUUAUUUUCUUAGAGAAAUUAAAUGUUUCACUGUUGUAUUUACCAAUGAUUGUUUUAAUAUUCUUAGGAAACAAUAUUUUUUCGUGGUUUCGUGUACUUGAUCGUACCCUGCGCCUUUGCCUUUGUGUUAAGAAUGUCCUAAAAGCACCAUACGACUCCCACUGAAGCUUUCACACUCUAGCCCCAAAGGAUUAUGGGCCGUAUGAACUAUUGUGUUUAAAAAAAAUCACUGGAAAAUACACAAGGACUUGCAACUAAAUCAUUCCCAUGCCAAUGUUGUGACUGAGAAUUGAUGUUAAGCUCUUUCUCAGCAUCCUUCAUCCCAACACCUGCCUGGUAUGACACGAUUCAAGCCAAGAACUUUUCAUCUCUGUCCUGUCUGGAGGUGCUGGUUUUUAUGGCUUAUGGCUUUGAGGGUACACUCAAUGAAAAUGUUGAGCAUGUGUAUGCGAGAUGAUGAUGAUGGAGUGUCAUAUCCGAAUAACCAAAAGGCUAGCUUCAUAUUUAAUGCAGAGACUGUAUUAACACGUAACCUUGAGACCACAAGUAACUGCCGCAGAGUCAGACAUUGGCUGGAGCCUUCAUCGGGUUUCUGUUAAUUCCAAUAUUUUGUCUACAUUAGCAUUUUCACGAAAUAUCAGACGUCAUUCGUGCAAAAGCACAUCAGGAGUGCAAGAAUAAAGGAAGUGGAGCAAAAAAGCAGGGGGAAAAGGGUACACCGGUGUCGUGCUUCAGUGAACGUGUGUAUCCGUCCAUCUUUGCUGAACUGUACAUGCUUGCAUGCAUCCUCUAGUUGACAUUGGGUGCACUGUCACCUUUAUUGUUAUUUAAAGAUGAGGGGAUCGUGUCUCCUUAUAAAGUCAGUCAACAGUUUGGAGACAACUGUGCACAUGUUUUAUAUCUUCAUAGAAAAUAAUGAAUUUUUGUCACGUAAUUUGCUGUUCUCACAAAUGAUCAUUUGUUUAAGGUGCUGGGGAUCCAAUUCUUUUUAGUAUUGGUUAUUAUUUUCUUCAGGGUUGAUUAUUUGUAUUUACAUAUGUUUUUCAUUGCUGUAAUUUUAUGUUGUGUCAGACUCUUUGCUCUUGGGUUAAAGGGGGUUUGGAUAGAGAAAUACAUCUUUUUUCUUUUUGUGCAAAGAUGACCAUGAUCAAUAAUAGUAAUAAAGCAAUUACAUUCA
Molecule: messenger RNA, 5074 nt
Organism: Triplophysa rosa
Lineage: Eukaryota; Metazoa; Chordata; Actinopteri; Cypriniformes; Nemacheilidae
Gene: mark2b
Product: MAP/microtubule affinity-regulating kinase 2b
Exons: 19
Coding region: 911-3283 (790 amino acids)
Biological process (GO): intracellular signal transduction; protein phosphorylation; microtubule cytoskeleton organization
Cellular component (GO): cytoplasm
Molecular function (GO): protein serine/threonine kinase activity; tau-protein kinase activity; ATP binding
Source: RefSeq, a predicted model, not a curated record